Messenger RNA from Hyla sarda, 2180 nucleotides. Its product is annotated as oocyte zinc finger protein XlCOF22-like. The transcript has 6 exons. Gene Ontology annotation, biological process: regulation of transcription by RNA polymerase II. Bases 65 to 1936 code for a protein of 623 amino acids. NCBI's taxonomy places the organism in Eukaryota, Metazoa, Chordata, Amphibia, Anura, Hylidae. The record is from RefSeq and is a predicted model, not a curated record. Gene Ontology annotation, molecular function: RNA polymerase II cis-regulatory region sequence-specific DNA binding; DNA-binding transcription factor activity, RNA polymerase II-specific.
CCAAUCCAGGAUCCUCUGCUGAUAUCUUCUAUAUAAGAGAAUUCUCCUGGAUGACCUGUCAACCAUGGAGAGAGACAGGAACAAGAUGGCCGACAGGAUCAUAAACCUCACCCUACAGAUACUCUUCCGACUUACUGGAGAGGAUUACACAGUAGUGAAGAAGUCCUCUAGUGGGCGCUGUCGGGCCCCUGUGUGUGAAGGAUGGGGAAGAACCCUGAGCCCAAUCCCGGGGCCCCCACCUCACUCCCUGAUACAUGAGGAAAUGGAUGAACAGAAGAUCCUAGAACUCAUCAACAAGAUGAUGGAGCUGCUGACUGGAGAGGUUCCUAUAAGGUGUCAGGACGUGGCGGUCUAUUUCUCCAUGGAGGAGUGGGAGUAUGUAGAAGGACACAAGGAUCAGUACAAGGAUCAGGUCAUGAUGGAGGAUCAGCAGCCCCUCACAUCACCAGUCAGAUCCAGUAAGAGAACAGCACCAGAGAGGUGUCCCCGUCCUCUUCUUCCACAGGAUGAUCAGAGUGAAGAUCCGAACAAUAUUAUUGCUCCAGAGACAGAUGUGAGCGAUGAUGAUCAGUAUAAGGAGGACACUCCUACAGGGAAAGAUCUGAUCUAUAGUAAUACUACAGACUUAAGAGAAGAAGAAGGGACAGAUGUGAGCAGUGAUGAGCAGUAUAAGGAGGACAUUCCUACAGAUUCUUGUACCAGGAGAUCAGAGGAGAAUCUUAUAUCUUCAGAUUAUAAAGCAGAUGAUGAUAUCACACAAGAUACAUAUGAAGAACAUUCCAUUAUCCCAGAUACACCCUCAGCCCUUCACAGCCAAGAUCUGUCAUCUCAUCCUUAUAUACAGGUCCUGUCUUCUCAGUCAUCACAGGAUGUUCAGCAAAAAAAAGGUCACAGAAGGGGUGUUGGACAUCAACGAGCUCAUACAGGAAAGAAACCAUAUUCAUGCUCAGAAUGUGGGAAAUGUUUUCCUUAUAAAUCACGUCUUGUUGUACAUCAAAGAACUCACACAGGAGAGAAGCCAUUUUCAUGUUUAGUAUGUGGGAAAUGUUUUACUCAGAAAUCAGAACUUGUUGUACAUCAAAGAACUCACACAGGGGAUAAGCCAUAUUCAUGUUCAGAAUGUGGGAAAUUUUUUAAUUUUAAAUCAGAUCUUGUUGUACAUCAAAGAACUCACACAGGAGAGAAGCCAAUUUCAUGCUCAGAAUGUGGGAAAUGUUUUUCUCGGAAAUCACAUCUUAUUCAACAUCAAAGAACUCACACAGAAGAGAAACCAUUUUCAUGCUCAGAAUGUGGGAAAUGUUUUACUCAGAAAUCACAUCUUAUUCAACAUCAAAGAACUCACACAGAAGAGAAGCCAUUUUCAUGCUCCGAAUGUAGGAAAUGUUUUACUCGGAAAUCACAUCUUAUUCAACAUCAAAGAACUCACACAGGAGAGAAGCCAUUUUCAUGUUCAGAAUGUGGGAAAUGUUUUCCUGCAAAAUCAAAUCUUGUUCAACAUCAAAGAGCUCACACAGGAGACAAGCCAUUUUCAUGUUCAGAAUGUGUGAAAUGUUUUACUCAGCAAUCACACCUUAUUCAACAUCAAAGAACUCACACAGAAGAGAAGCCAUUUUCAUGCUUAGAAUGUGAGAAAUGUUUUACUCAGCAAUCACAUCUUGUUCAACAUCAAAGAACUCACACAGAAGAGAAGCCAUUUUCAUGCUUAGAAUGUGGGAAAUCUUUUACUCAGCGAUCACAUUUUAUUCAACAUCAAAGAACUCACACUGGAGAGAAGCCAUUCUCAUGUGCAGAGUGUGGAAAAUGUUUUGCUAAGAAAUCCAUUCUUGGUGAACAUAAACGAACUCACACAGGGGAGAAGCCAUUUCCAUGUGCAGAAUGUGGGAAAUGUUUUACUCAGAAAUCAAGUCUUGUUAGACAUAAAAUAACUCACACAUGAGAGAAGUCAAUUCAGAGCAGUAAAUGAUGCAGAUAACACAUCUAUAUAUUCACCAUGUACAUAGGAUAUCUGACAUUUAUACAUAUAUCAUAUACUGCAUCUCCAAACUUGUCACCAAUUGUCAAUAAACGUUUUCUUUCUUUAUAUUAUUUAUUAUUCUUAUAUUCAUCUCCGCACACUGGACUUAUAAUAAAUGUAAUAUUGUCCCUGACGUUGUAUAUAGGGAAUGUAACGCGUCAGUGUU